Molecule: messenger RNA, 7758 nt
Organism: Verticillium nonalfalfae
Lineage: Eukaryota; Fungi; Ascomycota; Sordariomycetes; Glomerellales; Plectosphaerellaceae
Gene: TAO3
Product: Cell morphogenesis protein PAG1
Exons: 3
Coding region: 1-7758 (2585 amino acids)
Biological process (GO): cell morphogenesis
Cellular component (GO): cell cortex; site of polarized growth
Source: RefSeq, a predicted model, not a curated record
AUGCUGGCAGGUGUCGCGCGCAAGGGAUGGGGCCAAGUCAGGGACCAGCCAAUCAAGACGACGCUGCCCGACCAUCUUCAGGAUCCACAAAAGUUCUCGCCUCGCUCUGUGACGACCCUCGACGAGGAAGACGAGGAGCGCGGAGACUCUGUCGUUGACUGGGAGCGCACCGUGAGACCUGCCGCCUUUCCGCUCGAUCUGCCCGCCAGUGUUGCUCGUUCCGUUGCCCAUUCGCGGGAAUCGUCACUCGAGAAGCUCGCUGGCCCUCUGCCUUCCUUGUCGUCGCCACGACUACCGCACUCGCACACCGCACACCGCGCCGGCGACCCCAAGGGUGGCACGUAUGGCCACCACCGCCAGACCUCCAUCGUACACGGCAUACAACACUCUCGAAAUGGAAGCCUCGCCAGCUCGUCUUCCAGUCCCCUCAGUCCGCAGAUAAUCGCUGCAGCUGGUGCUAGCCUCUCCGCCACCGACCGGCCAGACAUGUAUGCAGUGGCACGACAAGAGCCAGACGGUCCUGCGUCCGCCAUAGGACCGGGACCUGCGUCUGCUUCUUCUCGUCCACCCACAGCCCCGUCUGGCACUACGCAAGGCUCCGGCAGGGCAUCCCCUGCCGCCGCCAACACCACCGAAACCUCCACUCAGAGGAAGCUUGAACGCAUGCACAGCAAGACCAGACGCGAUGGCGCUCACCACCAUACCCACUCAUCGAGGCACAACAAGGAGGAUCAGCAAAAGACUGUGGGCGAGUAUGCAUUGCACGUGCUCUUCACGCAGUUCAUUGCGCAAGCCGAGGAGAAGCUCAACGAUUGCAUAACGGUGCCGUUCGACCCCGAGCCACAGGUCGAACUCGUAUGUGGGCCUGGGGUCGACACGACGUUCGACCAGAUCAUCGCCGCCCUCGGACACAUCGCGCGGCCUCGACCCAAGCCCCUCAUCGACUCGAUCAUGCUGUGGAGGAAAAGCAAGAGCGACGCCGCCAAUGAUGCCCGAGGCCAGUUGCAGCAAUCCAAGACGCCAACGUCCCUACAGCGCCGGAAUACGGAGCCGCUGCAGCCACUGUCUGCCGGGACCGGACCGUCCACAGAGAAUCCGUUGACAAGUCCAGGGGCUUCCAUGGCUGCCAAACAAGAAUUCGUAGCACACGCCGAACGUCGCUCGACAGUGUCCAUAUAUAUCCUUUGCCGAGUGCUGCUGCAAGUCAUCAGCCAGACGAGCCUGCCAUUGUUGACUCUCGAAAUGGAAGAAAAGCUCGAAGGCAUCAUUUUUGGCCAAUUGAAGAUUGCCGACACGGAUCAACUCGUCAUGAGCCCGCUGAAACUGGCCAACUGGAAUCUCUUUUCUCAGCUGCUUGGCGGCAUGAGCGAUAUCAACUUUAAGGGUGUCACGGAGCGGUUCCUUGGCGAUAUAGAUCGCUCUUUGCAGGAUCUCGCUGCCAAGAGUGCCAUGACGCAGGCUGGUCGCGAUGCCGAGGGCAAGAUCGAAUUGGUCCUGGGUGGCAUGAAGCAUCUCAAGAUUAAGAUCGCUCCAACCGAGGCGUGGGAAAACUCAUGCGACUUUCUGAUCAAGCUCGGAAGGCUUUUCAACCGGUCUCACGGACAGAAGGUCAAGACUGCUUUCUGUCAGGUUCUCGAGGUCCUCUUGCUACCCAUCGCAGCCAAGGCCACCUCUAAUGAGCUCUCCCAUCCGAAGUGGGCAGAAGUCUUAGCAGCUAUCGGCCCACGCCCGGCUCAGAUGUCCUUGAAGCCCCGGCACUGGAAUUUCGCCUUCCCCCUCACGGCAACCAUGCUUUGCGUCUCGACUCCCGAAACCUUUGCCGCACAGUGGAUGCAGUUGAUUCUUCCCUUACAGACUAAAAUCAAAGACCGACUCGCUCGACCUUUGUGUUUGCAAGUCGUCUCAAGGCUGGCAUGGGCUUACUUGUAUCGAACCAACGACACACCGGCCAACGCCUCUCGCAAACUUGAUGAGUUGAUGAGGCUCGUUCUCCCAGCCGCCAGGCGCAGUCUCGUCGCGUCUGACGCCUCGGUCAUCGACCCGUUACUACAAAUUAUCCGCAUCAUCGGUUUCAGAUAUCCUGAAUACUGCUUCAAAAACAUAAUUUUCCCGCUCGUCAAUGCCGAUCUAUUCCUGUCGGGCCGGGAGGCCAAGGUGGAGCAACUGGACCCUGAUCGCAUAGUCAUAGGCAUCCGGGCUUUCAUGGUCAUCAUGUCAGACCUCGAAAAGGGGUCGCAGGGCCGUCCGCCCUUUCCAGUGUCAUAUGUGCCGACACCAACACCCGAGCGAAUGCCUCUUUCGCCCUCGACUCCGUCACCGCAACAAGGGCCCUCAGCUACAGCUACAGUCCCCCCAAUCGAAAGCGAGGAGCUCCUGCGGCCCGUGGAUGCCAGCGUGCUAAGCGAUCCAGCUCGGGAGUAUUAUUAUAGGUUCUCUGAGGUGCUGGGCAAGAUAACGAUACACUGCGAUAACACUUUCGGCGGACAAGCGACCUUGGAUGAGAAAUUUAGCAGCCCGGGCCCCAAAACCCCUAUAGCCGACACCUUUACAUUCUCGAGACGGGAUGAUCACCAAACAGUGUCCGACUCGAAGCAACCCUUCUACGAGCUCUUACACGUUGCCGUUCAAGCACUCCCGCGUUGUCUUUCCACCGACAUACCCUUCAACUCACUGAUCAACCUCCUCUGCACUGGCACUGCCCAUGUUCAGUACAAUAUUGCCCAGUCCUCAGCACGGUCGCUCAAGGCCAUUGCUCGACAGUUGCACGCGCAGCAAGUCAUCAUGGGGUUUGCACGUUUUAUCUUCAACUUCGACGACCGGUACUCCACAAUGUCUGAUGGCGGCAUGCUCGGCCCUGGCCACAUUGAGAGUACCCUCCGCCUGUACAUCGAACUGCUGCAAAUCUGGAUCGAGGAGAUCAGGCAAAAGGCGCGGGACGCAUCCGUCGAACAGCCUGACGCGACUGACACGCGUGGUGCCAAACUUGACAUAUCCAGCACCUGGGCCGAAGUCGAUCAGGCCGAGGCCCACGGGCUCUUCUUCCUCUGCUCCCAAUCUCGCAGGGUACGGUAUUUUGCGAUCACAGUUCUGCGUUUGAUCAACGACUUUGAUGCAGCGCUUGGCAAGAGUAAAAGUGCAGAAGAUGGUGACUUGCGAGUGAUCGACAUUUUGGAGAACGACUCGAUGCAAGUAAUGAACUUCAAGGACGAACACCUUUCCGUCGCGGAACGGAGCAGGCUGCAGAGGGGAAUUCAGAACAGUAAUAGUCGGGGCGCCCUGGUCGAACUUUGCACAAGCGAUGUGUCGUACGACACGACCCUCUGGUUCAAACUCUUCCCCAACCUCAUCCGCAUCGCCUAUGAGAAGUGUCUUUUCACAGUCACCAUCGGCCGUGACCUAAUAUGCAACCGGAUACUGCAGAUGUACAAGGGUAUCACGGUGCUGUCCGAACCCUCCAGGGGUCUGUACUACGGAAAUGACACAGGAAGCGGCCGGCUCACGAGCCGGACGCCGACCACGCAGCCCGAAGUUAUGAUUGAACAGUGGAAGUUGUACCUCAUCUUCGCCUGUACCACGCUGGCCGACACGGGUAGCCAAAUGACAAGCCCUGCCCAGGCUACACAGCAUAAUCGGAAGACAUCCAAACCAAACGCGGCUGACAAGAUCGUUUCAGCCCGUCUGCUAUUCAAGUACCUCAUACCACUUCUCUCGGCGUCUUCCGCCUCUGUCCGCGAUGCUGUGGUUCUCGCCAUGGGUUCCAUCAACAAGCACAUUUACAGGCCACUUCUCGAAGAACUUGCUGGGCAGGCAUCUCGGUGCAACGACGAGGCACGCGCUCGGAUCCACCAGCGCACCAACAGCAGCCCUCGACGGAAUAGAAAGAUGGACCUCUUGCGGACCGAGAUCACGCAUAUUUACAAACUCACGUCGCACUUCCUGAAGGAGCCUGAUCUCUACCAAGACGAAUGGGUUUUGAACAAUCUGGUCAACUACACCAGAGACCUUAAGCUUUUUCUUAUGGACGGCGAAGUCCAGAUGGACUGGGAAUUUCAAAAGCUACGUCGCCAUUACUGUGGACUCAUGGAAGAGCUUUUUGAUGGUAUCAAUCGGACGUCAGACCCCUCCAGGUGGAUGACGUUUGAGUCUAGAAAAUCUGCGUUUUCUCUCAUGGAAGACUGGUGCGGCUUCUCACCAAAUCAAAACCAAAUCAGGGCCAGGGAAGACACUAUGAGACAGUCUCUGAUCGAUCAGCAAUCCCAUGGCGAGCGAGGGACCGUGACCGCGGCCAUGGAAAUCGAGAAGCGCAAUCUCCGCACGGCAGCACUCAGCGCCAUGGCCGCCCUGUGCGGCGGGCCUAUGAGUAUCACGACGGAGAGUGGUGCAACACUGCAAUUCGAUCUGCGUCGAAUGCUUGCUUGGAUCGAGGCCAUUUUCAACUCUGGCAGUGACCGUAUGAACGUCAUCGGCCGGCGGGCGCUGCAGAACCUGAUCACGCACAACCAGGAGUACCCUUACCUCCUCGAACAGGGCUGCAUUGCUCGGUGUUACUUGUCGGAUGUGCCGAAAGUUCUCGAGAGCUAUUUUGCUGUGGUCACGCAAGUACUCUUGGAGUACCCUGACUACCCUUCCCCCUUCUGGAAACUGCUCAGCCUCUGUCUCUUCACUCUUGGUAACGAUGAGAGCGAGAUCCGGUCCAAGUCUGCCCGUGUCCUCCGAGCCCUGGAGGAACGGCAGCAGCCCGCUCGAAGCUCCAAGAUACAGGAUUAUGACAUAAGUAUUUCGGACAAGACGAAGGCGGUGUACAAGAACGCCCAGUUCGAAAUAUCAAAGCGGCUGUCGAAGCAGCACACAGAACUGGCCUUCCACAUCUUCUCAGAAUUCACCCUCUACUUCAAGGACCUACAGCCUGCCUCACAGCGCAACGUCGUAGCAGUCCUUCUGCCCUGGAUUCAGUCGAUAGAGUUGAAGGUGGAUCCCAAUGGCGGUCCUAUCGCCGAAUCGUACGUUCUCUUGGCCAACUUACUCGAAAUCACGAUCAAAUCGAGCGGUGCCUUGCACAACGAGGUGCAGGCGCUUUGGCAGGCACUCGCCACGGGCCCAUACCCUGGCAACGUCAGAUUGAUCCUUGACUUCAUCAUUUCUUUAUGCCUCGAACGGCGGGAGCAGAACUUUGUCGAGUACGCCAAGCAAAUCGUUGUUUUCUUGGCAAGCACGACGAGUACUCCCGGCAUCAAGGUCGUUGAGUUCCUUCUCAUGCAGAUCACCCCCAAGGCCAUGGUGCCCAACGAGAAGAAGGAAAUUGCAUCGCCGCCACCGGAUAUUGUUCAGCUUCCAUACUGUGCCGACUUGAGCGAGGCCUUGCCGAUCGGUACAAAGCAGGCUGGAUUCUCUCUGGGCCAGCUGUCCAUGAUACUCUUGGUCGACCUCAUGGUCUCACCGAUACAACUGACGCCAGAGAACGUGCCGGUUCUCCUCCAAGUGGUCACCGUUCUCUGGGAUCAUUACACGCCACUAGUCCAGGAACAGGCUCGAGAGAUGCUUAUACAUUUGAUCCACGAACUAGUCAUCUCCCAACUAGACGAGCAAACGCCAGCCAGCGCCAGAGAGUCCAUUGAGAACAUGAUCGAUCUCAUCCGCCAGCACGAUCGCAGCGUCGUCUGGGGUUACGAGGACAGCAACGGAAAAGCCGAAACCCACGACAACAAGGUCCCGGCAAGCAUGGAGUACUUGACAACUGAAGUUGUCAAGACGUUUGAGAUGACAUACCCUGGCAUCAAGGAGCAAUGGGGUCGGCUGUCGCUGACCUGGGCUACCUCAUGCCCCGUGCGACAUCUCGCCUGCCGAUCCUUCCAAAUCUUCCGCUGCGUUCUUACGUCCUUGGACCAAUUCAUGCUGGGUGACAUGCUUGCUCGCUUGUCCAACACCAUCGCAGACGAAGAUUCCGAGAUCCAAACCUUUUCUAUGGAGAUUUUGACGACCCUCAAGACACUCAUCGUCAAGCUUGAUGCUGAAAAGCUUCUGACAUUCCCACAACUGUUUUGGACGACAUGCGCCUGUCUCGAAUCAAUCAAUGAGCGCGAAUUCCUGGAGGCAGUUGAAAUGUUGAACGAGUUCCUGGCCAAGAUUGACUUCCAGUCACCCAACGUACGGAGAAUGCUGUCCGACGGCCAGCCCUCGCGUUGGGAUGGCGCUUUUGAGGGCUUGCAGGCUCUUCUCUACAAGGGCCUCCGAUCCUCGGUUUGCAUGGACACGACCCUCACUAUCAUGACCAAGUUGGUCCAGCUGCCGAGCGACAACCUAGUCGGUGACGAUAGUCGGCUAUUCUACGUCAUCCUGGCCUACUUUCCGAUGCUGCUGCAUGAGAUGGAGCAGGAGACACCAAGCGAACAAUGUCUCCAAGCGGCCGAGGUUCUCUGCACCGUGGCGGAGGAUCAGGGGUACGGCAACAUCGCGGAGGUCCUCGAGGAGUACAUCGCCUUCAAGCACCAUAUUGACACGCGGGAAUUCCAGGUCCAGUUGUUCAGUGCGCUGAGGGAUCAUUUUCUGCCCAAGUUGGAGUUCAAUAUGGUUGUCUUCUUGAUGGGGCUGCUCACCAACUCCAUCUCGUGGGUCAAGAUCAAGACGAUGAGCAUUCUAAGCACUGUCAUCCCGGAGAUCGAUAUGAGGAGACCCGAGUUGGCCGGUCACGGUUCUGAUCUGAUCUCUCCACUGCUGCGCCUGCUUCAAACCGAGUACUGCAUGGAGGCGCUGGAGGUGUUGGACAAUAUCAUGACCAUGUCGGGCAGCGCGAUGGACAAUCAGCAUCUCCGGAUGAGCAUGACGCGGUCGACGUCCAAGACGGUUCGCAAAGAGUAUGGGCGGAUGCAGAGCUUAUUCGGCAUCCCCGAAGCAUCUGGCUGGGCGAUCCCCGUCCCGGCGAAAAAGACGGAUUCGACGCGGGCCAAUAUCCACGCUGCCUUUUACAUGUGUCAAAACGCCGAAGGCAUGCUGGCCGACGCGACGCCCACGCCCGACGUCGAGUUCCAUGCCGAGGAUUUCCCGUACGGCUACUUCCACCUGCCGGAUCGGACGGAGACGAUGAUGUCGGACGACGCCCAUGGACACGGUAACAUGGGUGACAUAGUGAACAAGCUCGACAGCCUAGACGACUUUUUCGAUGAUCUCGGAGCUAGCCCGCCGCCCAGCGAGGGUCGAUCUUCUCGGACGGUCACCGAGUUCUCGCCCGAUGCAUACGAGUCUGGAGCUCAGCUCUAUGACGAGCAGAUUUUGCCCAUCCUGCACCAGGCGUCUGACAAUUCGACUUUCCAAAACGGCUUCACGGACCGGCCACCGCCGUUGUCGACGCAGAGCUCGGCCAACACGAUGAACCCGGGCGCGUUCAGUGCCAGCGCCGCGCCGCGACCGGGGCUUCACGCGCGGUCCAUCACGUCUCCGUCGGCGCCGGCUUCCUACUAUCCGCACAUCAGCGAGUUCACGUCGGACGAUGAGUACACCGAGGAUGUCUUCUCUGACGCGGACGAUGAGCGGCCCAACACUGGGAAUGGCGAGAGUUCGUUCUCGCUGGAGAGCAUGAUCAGGCCCCUGGCGCAGAGCACGCGGACGGGUAUGCGGCGGCUGACGGGCGGUCGUUCGCGCGAGGGGGACCGCGCACGCGAGCUCUUCCGCGAGCGGACAGCACCCUCAGCGCCGAUGCCCAAGUUGCCGGCGGGGCUCUUCUCGCCGAAGUCGAUACAGCAGCCCGGCAGCGAUAAGAUCUAG